This is a messenger RNA of Rhopalosiphum padi (bird cherry-oat aphid), 6681 nucleotides long. RefSeq names its product putative leucine-rich repeat-containing protein DDB_G0290503. NCBI's taxonomy places the organism in Eukaryota, Metazoa, Arthropoda, Insecta, Hemiptera, Aphididae. The record is from RefSeq and is a predicted model, not a curated record.
UAUUAUUUUUUUGAUUAUAAUUAAUAAUCUUUGGCACUAUUGGCAGACAUCAUAUCAGUUAUGGAUUUAUGCCUUUAUAUGGACUGUGGCCAAUGACCGUUGGGCUUAAGAUAAGUUUUAAAGUUAAAUGGCCAGUCUUAAAUUAGUUAAAAAUUAUAAAUAUUAUACUUGUAACUUACACUUUAUAGCAGACUUACAAUUAUAUUUAUAGUUAUGUCCUAUUAACGCAAUAGUAUUCACUGAAUUUACUACGACAAUGCUUUGAAGUUUGCACUGAUUAAGAUAAAAUCAAAUUCCGAUUACUAGUAUUAUAGAUGUUAAAUUUAAGGAAUAUAUUAAUAUAAACAAUUAUUGGUGGACAUUAUUAAAUGUAUGAGUGUGUAAGCCUAACUACCUUAGCACGCUCAAUUCUAACAACACAUUGAAUAAAGAAAUGGAAGAUAAAAAACAAAAUCAGUUGGAAAGUGAUGAAGUAAAUGAAUUUAAAUACAAGUAUGCAGAAGAAAAACAAAAAAAUGAAGAAUUAAACAAAUAUUUAUUGCGUUUGCAAAAUAAUAUGAUCACAUCAGCUGUAGGACACAAUGAUCAACCCUCAAAUAAAAAAGGAGAUCAACAAAGACGAUUUUGGAGUGGAAAACUAGAUAAUACAUUUUCUUCUAAUAGUAUUCUUGAAACUAUUGAAGAAAAUGAUAGUUUACAUCAACCAAGUGAAUCAUUAGCUAACUUUGGAAAUCUAAAUAAAGAAAUUAAAACACCUUUAGAAUCAUUUGAAUGGAAUUUAAUAAGAGAAGAAGAUCCUACUGCAGUUACUGAAUUCAUAAACAACGAAAAUACUGAACAUAAUUUAUCUCCACCUUCCAGCAUAUCAUUCAGUGUUUGUGAAACCCCUAAAAAAGUUUUAAGAGAACGUAUAAAUAAUUACAAACAUUUGUUUGAAACCAGUAUGAAGGAAAACAAUGAGCUAAGAGAAUUCACUACUCUUGAGAAACAAAUGUUUUAUGAUAAUAAUGAACAAUUAAAAGAAUUAAGUAAUUUGAAAACGCAAAUUGACAAUCUUCAAAUUGAAAAAAAUGAAUCUGAAAAAAUGAUUGAAAAACUUAAAUAUUCAGUUCAAGUAAUUGAAAAGAAAAAAUAUGAUAUUGAAAUUAUUAAUGAAGAACAAAGAAUUAAUUUUGAGAAACGAGAAAAUGAACUUCUAGCAAUAAUUCAGGAUACAAAAAAAGAGGUAAAAUCUAAGGAAGAUCAAAUUGAGAAAUUCAUAUUAAGUGAUAACUUUAAGGCAGAAAAUCAAGAAGAAAUUAAAAAACUUGAAAUGAAAAUUAAAGAAAUGUAUCAAUUGAAUAAUACAUAUAUUAAUGAAAUAGAUUCUUUGAAAUUACAAUUGUUAAAUAAAGACAAACAAUUAAAUGUAGAAUUGUCUAAACAAUGUUCACUUUUUAAUGAGUUAUCUCUUCUUCAAAGUUAUGCAUCUGAAGCUAAAUCAGUUCCUUGCAAUAUUCAAUUCUUAACUGAUGAAGGUUAUUUUAGUCUUAAAAAAUGUAAAAUUUUGGAACUGGAUCAACUAUUAGAACAAAUUCAUAAUAUAAUAGAACAAUUACAACAAAAAAAACCAAAUUUAGUGGAUGAAAAUAAUAAUUUGAAAUUAAUAACUAAUGAUUUUAAUAUUAAAAUGAAUAACACAAAUAAAGAAAAUUAUGAAAUAAGAUUAAAACUAAAUUCAAUUGAGGAAAAAAUUAAGUUUACUAUCAAAGAACUCAGUGACAGUUCUGAGAUAAACAUUGAUAAUUCUGAUACAAAUAGCUUAAUUGAUUUUACUGUAAACUAUUUUAAAGAAAACUCAAACAAGAUUGAAAUAUUGUCUAACAAGAACUUAAUUUUAAAAGAAAAAUUGUCCUUAUCAAACAUAAAACUCUGUGAAAUAAUAUCAUUUGUAUUUAAUAAUCUUGAAAAUAUUCUUCAGCACAUUUCUACUUUGAAUGUUAAAUCAAGUACAGAAAUAGAGAAACUCAAAAAAGAACUCUCUGAAACUAUAGAAGAAAAUAUAUUUUUAAAAUCUAGUAUUCAAGCAUUCAAUAUAUUAACAUUUGAAUGUGUUGAUAUGAUUGAAACAGUACAAAUAAAUCAAUCAAAUUUUAUAAACAUUCAAGAAGAACUUACUGCCUGUAACGGUGUUAAUAAUGAAUUACAACUACAAAUUGAAGAACUAAAUGCAUUGAACACAAAUUUUAAUACAUUAAUUGAAAACCAAAUUAAAAUUGAAAAACAAAUCAAAGAUGAAUUGGAUAAUACUAAAUUUGAACUUUCUCUAAAAAAUAAAGAGAUAGAAAUUGUAGUUUCACAAGUUAAUGUUUUACAAUCAACAAUUGAAGAAAUGAAAACAAAUACAAACUAUAAUCCUACUAUUAUUGAAAGACUAAAUAAUGCACUCAAUACUAUUAAAUUUGAACUGGGAGAAAAAUCUAAAUUUGUGAAUAAAUUUAAAAAUAACAAAUCAGAAACAACAAUUUGUAAUAAUUUAGAAAGAAUUCAUGAACUAAAUGAGGUUAUUACAAAACUUAAAUCUGAAUUAGAAGAUAAGUUAAUCAAUGAAAAAGCUUUGAAUAAUGAAUUGCAGAUUGUUACGGUAGAAUUGGAUGACACUAUUGUUAAAGUUGAUGAAGUAAAAUCAUUAAUUAAAAUUUUAAAUAUAAAGGAUAAAUCCAAUAUUUUUAUUAUGGAACAGUUUAAAUAUGAACUUAAAUGUAUUAAAUCUACACUUAUUGAAAAAAAUGAGUUAAUUGAAAAAUUAGAAAACAUUAAUUUAGAACUUUUAACAAAAUGUAAAAAUUCUGAUGAAUUAAAUAAAAUCAUUACUGAACUUAAAAUAAAUUUGGAGAAUAAAAUUAAUGUUGAAAAUGAAAUACGAGCUGAACUUAAGGCUAAAACUAUUAAAUUAGAGUAUGCUAUGCUUCAAGAAAAUGAACUUCAGACUGUGAUAGAAAGUAUGGAGAAUGAAAUAAAAUCAAAUGUUGUUUUAAUAGACAAAUUGAAAUAUGAAUUAUCUACAAAAUCAAAUUUAUUAACCAAAUUAGAAAAUAUACAUUUUGAAUUAAUUUCAAAAUGUGAUAUAACAAAUGAAACUAUAUUAAACAACGUGAAAGAUAAUGAUCUAUACUAUAUAAAUAUUCAAAAUGAGUUACAACUGGUUAUCAAAGAAAAAUCAUUAAUUCAAAAAGAUUUGGAUACCAUAAACCAAAAGUUUUUGAAUAUUUCAAAACAUAAUGAUAAAAUAAAAAAUAAUUUAGAAGAUAAAGUUCAACUACAUGUAUUGAAUUAUCAUAAUUUAUAUACAGAAUUUAUUAAUUUGUCUUGUGAUAUUGAAUCAUUAUUAAAAUAUCAAACCAUUGAAGUAUCUAAUCUGAGAGAAGAAAUUCAACUUAAAUCUACAGAAAUUGAAAACUUGCAAAAAAAAGUACUUGAAUCUAAUUUACAGCAAGAAUAUGACAAACUAAAAGAAGAAUAUAUGUUAAGGUCUCGUGAAUGUGAUGAAGCCCGACAUAAAAUAUUACAUUUGGAAUCAAAAUUAUCAAGAAAUAAAAAACAUGAAAAAGUUCUUAGAAAUGAUUCAUUUCAUAUUAGGGUUAGUGAUAAUAGUUUAGUGGAUUUAAAUGAAGAAAUUGUUUUAAUGAAAUCAGAAUUGGCCAAAAAAAAUAGUUGUGAAAAAAUGUUACUGGAAGAAAAAGCAAAUCUUAAAUGUAACUUGGAUGCACUUCAAGAAAAACUUAUUGAUGUCACUAAAGAAAUGGAAAUUAGAGGAAAAAGAUGUGAAGAUUUAAAUUCAAUUAUUAAUGUUUUAACAAUUGAAAUAAAGGAUGCAAAUUUAGUUAAACAAAAUCUAAAGACUUGUUGGAAUGAAGCUGAACAUGAAUUACUUAAGUCUGGAGACCUCUGUGAAAACCUUAAAUUAGAAUUAUAUAGCGUGCAAAGAGAAUUAGAAAAUGCUUGCAUUAAAACUGAAUGUAUAGAAAAGGAAUUACAGAAUCUUGAAUUUAAAUUUAAUGAUAAAAUUAAUAAAAAAUACUUCGAUGGUUGUGAUGUUAGAAAUCAAUUAAUUGAUCCACUUGUUGAUUAUGUACAUGAUAUUAAAUUGAAACUAACUGAACUCAAUUCUGCAAUGAUAUCAGGAAACCAAAGUGAAAAACGAUUUAGAACAAAAGUUAUGUCUGUUGAUGAUGAUGUUUUAUCACACGAUGAGUCAUGGAAAAUAAGCUGCAACUCCCAACUUGGAUCUCCUAAUUGUAAAAUUGGUUUAGAAAUUGAUAAUUUAAAUAAGAUUUUAAAAGAAAAAAAUAUUUUGAUAAAUACUCUACAAACAGCUAAAAAAGAAAUAAAAAAAAGAAAUUCUGAACUUCAAUGCCAAAUGAAAAAACAAUUUGAUGAAAACAAUAAAUAUGUUAAUGAUAUACAAUUUAUGAAAAAUGAUCUAAAAGAAAAAAUAUUGUUGGUGAGCAAUUUAAAUAAUGAGUUGAACAAAAUCAAAAUAGAAUAUACUAAACUUGAAGAACACAACCAAGCAAAUAAAAAAAAAAUUGAUAAUAGCUAUGACAUUGAUUUAGAGUUAAUAAAUGGUAAAAGGAAUAUUAUAAAUGAAAUUAAUCUUCUUGAACCCGGAAAAAUUACAGGAGUUCUAACUGAUCAUGAUUUGUCUAAUUUGUUGGAUAUGUUUGUCAGCCUUAUAAUGAUCAAAGAACAUCAAAUAGUAACCAACUUAGUUAAUGACCAGAAUAAAAUUAAACAAUUAUAUGAAGAUAAAAUCAAACAGAUGCAAGAAGACAUAAAAAAAGGAAAAGAAUGGCAAGAACAGGUUGAAAGUGAUAAUGAAAAACUCAGCCUUGAACUUGAAAAUCUCAAAUUUCAAAAAAACAACUUCUCUGGUAGAGAAUUAAAGAUAAAAGAACUGUCAGAAAAAGUUUUAGAAGCAGAGAAUCUAUCCUUUAAUUAUUUAAGUGAGUUAGAAGAAAUAAAGACUCAAUUGAGUCAAACAAGUGAAAAAAAUUAUCAGUCAUUGUUACAAGAAUUUGAAGAGUUUAAGACUAGUUCAGAGCAAUCUUUACAAGAUUUGAAAAAUAAACUUGAAAAUAAAACCAAACAAUAUAACAAAUCAUUAAUAUUAUGUGAAGUUCAAAAAAGUAGUUGUUUAAGUUUAGAAGAUCAAAUAGAAAAGAUUCAAUCAGAAUGUGCUUGUUUAAAAUCUGUUAUUGAAAAAAAAGAUGAAGAUAUUAAACACUUACUUGUAGGAUUUAAAUUGAAGACAAAUGAAUAUGAAAUAAUGAUCGAAAAAUAUAGUUUAGAAAAAGAAGAAAUGAGAAAUCUUUAUGAAAAGAAAAUUAAUGAUCUACAGCUUGAUUUAAGUAAUAUUAAACAUAAAAUGUAUUGUACAGAAAAGUUGCUAAAAGAAAUUAAUAAAAACAAUGAAAAAGAUCAAAUUAAAGUUAAAAUGAAUAAUCACAGUUUAGUUGAAGUAAAUGAUGUAACUGAAAAAUUGCGGACAAUACUUAAGUGCAAUGGUACAUUGCCAACAAUCUAUGAAAAUAUUUGUUCAUUAAUGACCAAAUGUGAAUAUUUAGAGGAAGAAAUUAAAGAAUUGAAACAUGCUAAUGUCGACUUAGACAAUGAAUGUGAUUCUAUGUUAGAGGAGAUAAACAAUAAAGAUAAUAAGAUAUCUGAACUUUUGACUCAAGCAGAUUUGUUGAAGAAAAACAUUGAAUUGUUAACAGAAGAAAGAGAUUUUUUGAAAAAUAACAAGUGUAAAAAAUGUAAAAAUGUCAACAAUGAUGUUAAAAAGUUAAAUGAUGAAAUAUGUAGUUAUGAGCAAAACAUUUAUGAACUAAGAAAAGACAAAGGUCAGCUAAUUGUUCAACACAAUAAGGAACUGAAGCAACUCAAAAACGAACUACAAGAAGUUCAAGCUAAGAACUUGGAAUUGUUUAACGAGUACAGUACAUUAUCUGAAACUGCUAAAAAUUUGGAAAAAACAUUGAAAGAAGACAUUCAACAAUUAAAUAGAUGUAUUGUGGAUAAGAAUGCAAAAAUAUCUACAUUAGAAUUGUUUUCCAAAACAUAUUCCAAUGAUCUCAAAAAGAAGAAUCGUGAAUUAGAAAUUAUUUUUAAAAGAGCAAAAGAUGAAAACCAUAUGUUGCGCAGAGAAUUAUGUCGAUUGAAAGAAAUUAAAAAAGUAAGUACAGCUGAUCAUUUUACUCAGACCGUCGAAGAACAGAGCAGUAUAAUGCCUGACCAAAAAUGUGUAAUUGACAAAAUUGCUAAAUUUGAGAGUGAUAGUAAAAUGAUGAAAAUGAUGCUACAUCAUCGUAAAUCUAAAAUAGAAGAACUCGAAAAGCAACUCAAUGAAAGACAUUGUAGAAUUUAAUUAUUAUAAAUCACUAGCUUCAACUCUUUAGUUUGUAUUUUUAUAAAAUAUGAAAAGUAUUCAAUAUUCAUUUGGUAUAAAAAUUGAAUUUUGAUUAUAAAUUUAUAUUUUCAAGCCAAUUAAGCUUUUAGUGAUAGAUUUCAUUUGUACAGUUUAUGUUGUAUUUAAACAAAAACUAUAUUUAUUUUUAUAUUUAAGUAUUUUUCAUUAUACAUUUAUACUACAAUUUAUUUUUAUUUUCAUUUUUAACUAAAUAAAUAGCAUUCAAAAUUGAA